Messenger RNA from Priceomyces carsonii, 1071 nucleotides. RefSeq lists its product as uncharacterized. The record is from RefSeq and is a predicted model, not a curated record. The coding region runs from base 1 to 1071 and encodes 356 amino acids. The transcript has a single exon. Lineage: Eukaryota; Fungi; Ascomycota; Pichiomycetes; Serinales; Debaryomycetaceae.
AUGGACUCUCUCUUGCAAAUUCAGGGCCAGAUCACUAUAUAUGCAGGAAAUGUAACGUUACCAAGUAGAUCUCGAGCUUUGUGUAAUUUUUGGCGGCUCUCUACUCUGAGUCAUCAGAUAACGUUAGCCUGUUCAUUCUUGACGAUAUUUAAACCUCCAAUAGGUUCUUGCAUCUCAUGGCAUAAGUCUUUAUUGAUAAUGUCUUUUGAGAUCCUUGUUUUACGUAAAAAUUGGUUUUACACGGAGAAAAGUCGAGAAACAUCCCAUCCGUUAGUUGGAUUGUUGAAUAAGGCAUAUGCCAAAGUGAAAUACAAGUAUCAGAUCUUGAAAUCGGAUAGAGUUCCCAAGGAUUUAUGUCUGGCCUUCGAUGUUGCAUCUGCGGAAGAGUUCAGCUUUCUUUUACUUCUAGGGCCGACUGAUAAAUUUGAUUUACUUAAAAACAAUGGGAUUAUUAGAGAUUUUUCAGAAAGAGCUAAAAACUUCGAAGAAGCGAAUGAUUGUGAUAUACCCCCUGAGUAUGUCCACCUUUUUGAUCUAAAAAGCAAUUCUGAUGUUAAAUGGACAGUGGCAGACGAUGACUACGAAUUCACUGAUGAUGUAAUAUACCGCGUCCUCAGCACUGUGGGAGUUAAGAGUGGAUCGCCCGACGAAAACAAUAAGACUUCUAAGGGUGAUACGUCCAAAGACAAAUCUCCACCUAAGGUUAAUGCUGUUAAGGAGAUCUACAUUACGGCGUUCACGUCGUUUUGUAAAAACACCGCAUCUAAAUUCCUAGAUUUAAUCCUCCAAGAGAUAUUCUUUGAAAAGCUUGCUGAGUCUUUGGAAAAUAGACCCCAAACUCUUAAAAAAGAGAAGCUAAUUGUGCAUGCAGAUUGUGUCAAGGAACACUGUCUCGUAGAUUAUUAUGUUUCGAAAUUGAAUUUCGAGCUUGCAAACAAGGAAUACUACUUCGACAUAAUGAAAGAUGGAACUAUUCACAGCGAUGCCCUUCCGGAUCAUAUGUUGGAAAUAAAGGCUUAUAGAGACUUUCACAUUACUUUUUUGAAAAGAACUGUUUUAUUUAAGACAUAA